CCGAAAUUCAAAGGACGCACCUAUAUCGGCUACACGGUAGAUCCGAACCGUCGAAUAAAACAGCAUAACGGCGGACGCGAUGCCGGCGGUGCAAGACACACCUCAAACCGGGGACCAUGGAUAAUGGUGAUGAUCAUACAUGGGUUUCCAAACAACAUAUCGGCGCUACGCUUCGAAUGGGCUUGGCAGCAGCCUCGUGUUUCGCGUCGGUUAAAGCAAAUACCGGAGCUGCAGAAAAAGCUUCGCAAGGAAUCAAACUUCGAGUACAACUUUCGUAUACUUUCCGAAAUGCUCCGGAUAGGCCCGUGGAAUCGGUUGCCGCUCACGAUUCGCUGGUUUGCGGAUGAUUUUCACCGUGAUUUCGAGGCCGGAAAGUCACCACCCUUGCACAUGCCCAUCUGCUUCGGUCGCGUAAAGAAGAUGAGCGGAAAGAAAGAAAAGAAAAAGGAGGUAAAAGACGCCGAAAAGAAAUCGGACCGCCCAAAAAGUGGAAAAAUAGACGUCAAUUACGAUUUCGACGAGUAUGACUUGCUGGUAAUGGGAGGUGCGAAAAUGGGCGAUGAUGUAAAACUCAGUGCGCAACGGUUGCUGGACGGCGGCGUCGUGGACAAUAUAGCAAUUAGUUCCGAAUCGGAAGAUGAUGGUGACGCUCCAACAGUGGGGAGCGUUCCCGAAGACCGUCGAACUGAUUGUGUUCUUUGUCGCCAGCCAUUAGCUGGCGAAGGAGAGCAAAAAGAUGCGGAACUAGCUUUACGGUGCAUUCAGCCACGAUGUCACCUCAUUUCUCAUCUGGCAUGCUUAGCUGAAAGGGUAUUAGAACCAGGUCAGUACGUUCCCGUCGAGGGCGAUUGCCCCAUCUGUGAGACACAUUUUUUGUGGGGUGACGUCAUACGAAAGUCGAACGGUUGUAGCGAUUUGGUGGAGGACGUCGAUAGCGUAGCUCCGCUUGAAGUUUACGAUGUAUCGGAUGAAGAUGUACCAUGAAUUACAUAAAUUAAACGAAGAAGAAAUAAACUAUUUUGCCUAAUU
This is a messenger RNA of Anopheles cruzii, 1029 nucleotides long. RefSeq names its product structure-specific endonuclease subunit SLX1 homolog (gene slx1). Gene Ontology annotation, molecular function: 5'-flap endonuclease activity; crossover junction DNA endonuclease activity. The record is from RefSeq and is a predicted model, not a curated record. The transcript is spliced from 4 exons. Lineage: Eukaryota; Metazoa; Arthropoda; Insecta; Diptera; Culicidae. The coding region runs from base 124 to 984 and encodes 286 amino acids. Gene Ontology annotation, biological process: double-strand break repair via homologous recombination. Gene Ontology annotation, cellular component: Slx1-Slx4 complex.